AUCAUACCGAACAUUUUUCACUUUCUCGGGAAAAUGUGCCUCCUUCAGUUCACGUAAUCGCGACAUUAAACCAAAAACAUUCGUUCUCUGUUUUCUUUUCUUCUUGUUUAGCUAGUUACGUCGUUGCAGUGCGUUCGAGCUUUUUUCGGAUCGGUUUCUCAGUAAUGUGGAAGCUCGCACGAUUCGCCGCAACAAGUUUGGCCCGAUCGCGGCGGUUCUCGACGGCGAUUCCAGGUCCGUGCAUGGUUCACAAGCGCGGUGCAGAUAUCCUGCACGAUCCAUGGUUCAACAAGGAUACUGGGUUUCCCUUGACUGAAAGGGAUCGGUUGGGGCUUCGGGGUCUCCUUCCUCCUCGUGUCAUAUCAUUCGAGCACCAAUAUGAACGUUUCAUGAAUUCAUACAGGUCCUUGGAGAAGAACACCCGGGGCCAAUCAGAUAAAUUUAUUUCCUUAGCGAAAUGGAGAAUCUUAAAUAGACUGCAUGACAGGAAUGAGACUCUGUACUACAGAGUUCUUAUUGAUAAUAUUAAAGAGUUUGCUCCAAUAAUCUAUACUCCUACAGUUGGAUUAGUGUGUCAAAAUUAUUCAGGGUUAUAUAGGCGCCCACGUGGAAUGUAUUUUAGUGCCAAAGAUAAAGGAGAGAUGAUGUCGAUGAUCUAUAACUGGCCUGCAAAUCAGGUAGAUAUGAUUGUCUUGACAGAUGGUAGUCGUAUUCUUGGCUUAGGUGACCUUGGAGUUCAAGGCAUUGGAAUACCAAUAGGAAAACUUGAUAUGUAUGUUGCUGCUGCUGGUAUGAACCCACAGAGAAUACUUCCAGUUAUGUUAGAUGUUGGCACAAACAAUCAAAAGCUACUUGAAGAUCCACUUUAUUUGGGAGUUCGACAACCUAGGUUGGAAGGUGAAGAGUACCUAGCAGUUGUGGAUGAAUUCAUGGAAGCUGUCCAUGCUCGUUGGCCUAAGGCUAUUGUGCAGUUUGAAGAUUUCCAAAUGAAGUGGGCUUUUGAAACUUUGUACCGAUAUCGCAAAAAGUUUUGUAUGUUUAAUGAUGAUAUUCAGGGCACUGCUGGUGUUGCACUUGCCGGAUUACUGGGAACUGUAAGAGCCCAAGGUCGACCAUUGUCUGAUUUUGUGAAUCAAAAGAUAGUUGUGGUUGGAGCUGGGAGUGCAGGUCUUGGUGUUCUUAAGAUGGCUGUCCAGGCAGUUUCAAGGAUGUCCGGGUGCAGUGAAACAGCUGCCAAAAGUCAAUUCUAUUUAAUUGAUAAGAAUGGUCUUGUCACAACAGAAAGGAGCAAUCUAGAUCCGGCUGCAGUUCCCUUUGCUAAACACCAAAGUGACCUAGAAGGUCUUGCAGAGGGUGCUAGUAUAAUUGAAGUGGUUAAGAAGAUUAAGCCACAUGUGCUUGUUGGAUUGUCUGGGGUUGGUGGUAUUUUCAAUGAGGAGGUGCUUAAGGCAAUGAGAGAAUCUGUUUCGACAAAACCUGCUAUCUUUGCAAUGUCUAAUCCCACAAUGAAUGCUGAAUGCACUGCUACUGAUGCUUUUAACCAUGCGGGAGAAAAUAUAGUGUUUGCCAGUGGAAGCCCUUUCGAAAAUGUAAAUCUUGGUGAUGGAAAAUUUGGCCACGUAAAUCAAGCCAACAACAUGUACCUGUUCCCAGGGAUUGGUUUGGGAACACUUCUGUCAGGUGCUCGUCUCAUAACAGAUGGAAUGUUGCAGGAAGCAGCUGAAUGUCUUGCUUCAUACAUGACUGAGGAAGAUAUCCAUAAAGGAAUUUUGUAUCCAUCAAUUGAUUGUAUACGGAACGUUACAGCAGAGGUUGGGGCUGCUGUUCUAAGAGCAGCAGUUGUAGAAGGGCUGGCUGAAGGACAUGGUGAUGUAGGAUCAAAAGAACUUGCACACAUGUCAAAAGAGGAUACAGUAGGGUACGUUAGAGAAAACAUGUGGUUCCCUGAGUAUAGCCCCCUUGUUCAUGAGAAGUAAACACUUCACACAGCUCAAUGCUGCAGUAAUGCCUUCUUUUCCAUUUUUUGUUUCCAUCCAUAGAAAUUCAUAACUUGUAAGUUGUAACGUUUAUGGUUGUUGAGGUCUUAGGGUUGAAAGAGAUGUGUUCUCCAUUGUUGUAGCAGUGAAUUGUCAAUGUAACGGUGUUUAUCUAGAUUUAA
Molecule: messenger RNA, 2158 nt
Organism: Arachis stenosperma
Lineage: Eukaryota; Viridiplantae; Streptophyta; Magnoliopsida; Fabales; Fabaceae
Product: NAD-dependent malic enzyme 59 kDa isoform, mitochondrial
Exons: 19
Coding region: 165-1976 (603 amino acids)
Biological process (GO): malate metabolic process; pyruvate metabolic process
Cellular component (GO): mitochondrion
Molecular function (GO): NAD binding; malate dehydrogenase (decarboxylating) (NAD+) activity
Source: RefSeq, a predicted model, not a curated record